Chaetomium fimeti is the source of this 1836-nucleotide messenger RNA. RefSeq lists its product as uncharacterized. Gene Ontology annotation, cellular component: Set1C/COMPASS complex. The transcript has 2 exons. Gene Ontology annotation, molecular function: protein binding; transcription cis-regulatory region binding. The record is from RefSeq and is a predicted model, not a curated record. NCBI's taxonomy places the organism in Eukaryota, Fungi, Ascomycota, Sordariomycetes, Sordariales, Chaetomiaceae. The coding region runs from base 171 to 1799 and encodes 542 amino acids.
CGCGUUCCCUGCGCGACAGCUUCGAAGUUCUGGGAUCAUCAUGAAGAAUAUGGGGCAAACAGGUUCACCAAAAUACUGCGUAAUCACAAUAAUUCAACUGAACGGCCCUUUUUGAGGUGAACUAUCUUAUCUGGAACCACAAAGUACCUUUUCAUUGUUUCAAUUCCACAAUGGCGUCUGAGGCGCCCUCUCCCAACCGGGAGCCCACUCCCUCUGCCUUCCCCUCCUCACUCCCCCAGAAGCGCUCCCUCGAAGAUGACCACAGCCCAGCCGUAUCAUCGCCAUUAAAUCCGGAACCGAAGGCUCAGAAAGCCCAGGUACAGAUUGACGAUAGCCAAGUCAUGGCACGCGAGAAGCGAACCAAGAAAGAGUCCCUCAAGAAGAGGGAGUCCAAGGGCGCCCCCGAGAGUGCUAGAGCGACACCUGAUCCGAAGCUGCGAGAAGCUCCAGGCGAACUGGCGCCAAACCGGUACAAGCUCGCCCACCCUAAGCCGACCGACUUUGAGCUGUCCAGAGGCCCGGUCUUCCAGAAUCACCACGAAGUAGAGGAUUCGGAAGGGAGGACAAUCGAAUUCGUGGAGACGCUGGAUCACGUUUACAACAAGAAGAACUUCCACUACACCCACUGCAUCGCUGACCCCGCCUUCCCAUCCAUGUUCUACUACCGAAAUACCGAGCCGCCGCCCUUUGGAGCCCACAUAGCCUUCGAGGAUGCCGCAUCGCACAUGUUCUUCGCCCGAGACGGCAUGCACGUCACCUCGGAUAAAGGUUUCCGUAUGACACGCGCCAACGUGGCCGUCCGCGAGGGACGGUGGUACUGGGAGUGCAAGGUCACUCGGGGCAUCUUGAAGGAGCGAAAGGAGGGCGAUCCCGCAUCACACGGCCAUAUCCGGGUGGGGUUUGCGAGGAGGGAAGCAUCUCUGGACGCACCGGUCGGGUUUGAUGCAUACAGCUACGGCAUCAGAGAUGUGGCGGGGCAGAAGGUGCACAUGUCACGGCCCAAGGACUUCUUUCCGUCCGGGGAGGACAUCAAGGAGGGGGACGUGAUCGGGAUGGAGAUCCAGCUGCCAUCGGAGCGCCUUCAGCGAAAGAUUGUACAAGGGCAAUACAACCCAGCCAUUGACCUCGCCGAUGAGGACACCGAAGAAGCCCCGGAAGCGCCAAAUAUCAUCCGCGACCGCAUCCCGAUUCGGUUCAAGGCGCAUAUUUACUUUGAGAAGAUCGACUACCACACAACUAAGGAAUUGGAAGAUUUGAUGAACCCGUCCCCCAUGGGGCCAGGGCAUAGCCUUAGGGAACCAAAUCCGAACCACCCAGUCCCGGCACUGCGCACGCUACCGAAUUCGUGCGUCAAGGUUUACAAGAACGGCGUGCUUAUGGGGACGCCGUGGACGGACCUUCUGGCGUUUCUUCCGCCGGCGUCGAGACAGGCGCAGCAGACGGGCGGGCGUGAAGCGCUCGACGACGGGACGUUGGGCUACUAUCCGGCUGUGAGCGUUUUCCGGGGCGGUGCGGUUGAGGUGAACUUUGGUCCGAACUUCUGGUACCCACCACCGCCCGACGAUACGGAGAUGGGGGAUGCCGAUGGGCCGUCGCCAAAGAAGACCGACCAUCUGCGGGCGGUCAGUGAGCGCUAUGACGACCAGAUCGUGGAAGAUAUUGUUUACGACAUCGUAGACGAAGUCGGGUUCUGGAUGCAGGACGGCCAGAAGGUAAUUGAUCGGUCGGUUCGGGACGAGAAGGCCGAGGCAGUGGCCCCGGGGAGGGACGAGAUUAAGGAGCUAGUCCAGGACGACUAAAGUGACAAUAACGACCAUUAUGCUAUCAACGCUAGCU